AUGGCGAAUGAAUCUCCAAAGUCUAUCUACGACUUCAACGUCAAGGAUAUUGGAGGUAAUGAUGUGAAUUUGAGCCAGUUCAAAGGCAAAACUCUUCUUAUUGUAAAUGUUGCAUCCAAAUGUGGUUUGACGGAUGCAAACUACAAGGAACUGAAUGUUUUGUACGAGAAAUACAAGGAACAAGGCUUGGAGAUAUUGGCAUUCCCGUGUAACCAGUUCUUGGGACAAGAACCAGGAAACAAUGAAGAGAUUCAACAAACUGUAUGCACCAAAUUCAAAGCUGAAUUCCCAAUUUUUGACAAGGUAGAUGUGAACGGGAAGAACACGGCGCCGUUGUACAAAUACUUGAAAGCAGAGAAAGGUGGUUUGCUUAUUGACGCCAUCAAAUGGAACUUCACCAAAUUCUUGGUUUCUCCUGAUGGUAAAGUCUUCCAAAGAUAUUCUCCUAGAACCUCUCCUCUUCAAUUCGAGAAAGACAUUCAAACUCUGUUGGGACAGGCUUCUUCUUGA
Molecule: messenger RNA, 510 nt
Organism: Arabis nemorensis
Lineage: Eukaryota; Viridiplantae; Streptophyta; Magnoliopsida; Brassicales; Brassicaceae
Source: the annotation of a GenBank genome assembly